Molecule: messenger RNA, 3439 nt
Organism: Physella acuta
Lineage: Eukaryota; Metazoa; Mollusca; Gastropoda; Physidae
Product: arginine-glutamic acid dipeptide repeats protein
Biological process (GO): RNA processing
Cellular component (GO): nucleoplasm
Molecular function (GO): RNA binding
Source: RefSeq, a predicted model, not a curated record
UAUGGCCGACGUGUUAACGAUCUGAUGCAGUAAGCUUAUGCACUAUGCACAGAGAAACUGCUAUUAAAAAAUAAAAUACAGCCUGAUUUGAAAUUAAAAAAAGAAAAUGUUAAAAGCAUAGCUAUUAACUCAUACUAAUUAGGAUUUAAAAAGAUUUACCGAAAUGAAAAAUAACUAAAGAUGUCAACAAAAAAGAAAGACAGAGAUCUGGGUAAAAAACUGGAUCUUAGUGCUCAUGAAAAGUUUUUGGAAGAAAAGGUGAAGCAAUAUAAAGAAAAACUUGAAGCUCAGGCAAAGGCAGCUACCACAAGUAAACCGCCCUCAACUUCAGAUGCUAAUACAACUCGCUUACUUGGUAAAAGUUCAAAUGGAAGUGCAACUCCAAAACGAAUGCCUAAUUUAUUUAACAAUGAUGGCAGUUUUAUGGAUCAGUUCAAGAAAAUGACAGGGCAAGCUGCAAAGAAGGGGACUGUAUCAUUAGAUAGUAAAGCUCUCUUACAAACUAAAGUCAAAACAGAAUUGUCUCAGUCAAAUAAGCUUGACACAGUAAAGUAUCACAAGCAGCCUGCACCUGCAAUUGUUCUUCCUUCAUUUAAACUCAAAGAUUCUUCUCAGUUUGAGAGCAAAGAAGACAAAGAUGUUAAAGAUGAAAUCAAACAGGAAAAACAAGAUUAUAAUGAGAGCUCUACCCCUGGAUUUGGAAGUUAUGGACCCAGCAAGGAUGAUCCUCCAUCUCCUCCAAAAAUACCAUCAAAUAUUGUUAAAGACACAGCAGAGAGCAAACCUUAUCCAAACUAUGAACCUACAGAGUAUUUACCAGAGAAUUAUAACAGUUACAUGUUCAAUGAACUUGAACACAGUUCUAUUCCUUUGCCACAUCAACCACAGUAUGUGGGCGUGUUUCCUCAAGUGGGUCCACCUGACUCAUUGGCUCAUUUAACAGUCUCGCCAGUACCAAGUGCACCAUUGCCUUUACCGCAGCUGCCACUAAUGACAUCGACUCCUAUUGCCAGUGCACCUCUACCUAUACAAAGUCAGACUAUGCCUUAUAUGUUCAGUCAGCCCCCACCACCAGUAACUUCGUAUAGCCUUAACAACCAUACCAUGCAUCAAGUGCAGAAUAAUGAAGUUUUGGCUGGCUUACAACACGAUCCCCACCUAGUUGUGGUACAAAACCCUGCAGCUCAAAGUAUCCAACCUACCAUGUACAUUAGUGGUCCUCCUCCACCUCUACCUCCAAUGCCUAAUAAUAAUAUAGCAGUCCAUGCAGCUGGGCCACCCCUACAGACAGUGAUCGUCUCAACUGUAUCCAUACAUGUCCCACCCCCACCCCCAGGAGUCAGUUAUCAUCCAACACAUGCCCCCAUCUUAUCAUCAGGCUUGUACAAUGUCCUCUCUAUGCCACCUCCCAACCCUGUUGCCAAUCUAUUUACAACACCACCCCCUACUUCUAGUUCUUCAUUAGGACUUCCCAUCUCCACUGCUGGUAUAUAUGGGGCACCCCCUGCAACACAGACUCUACCCAUGUCUCAAGCUCAACCCAUGUACCCUGUUGGUGUAAGUGGUGCUAUGUAUGGUCAGAUACCACUAGCAACCCACCCACCACCGCAGACAAACCCAGAUGUAGGCAUGUAUGGACCACAUUCUGUCAGCUCAAUACCUCAUACAGAAAUAGGAAUGUAUGGACCAGUUAGUACAAACACAAAUACCAGUAUGACUAUUGAUGGGGAAGAAUAUGAUCCAGCAGCACCUACUGAUGAUUUAGAAGGUAGUACUUCAGAGAUAGAUCUGCCAGCUGUAUCUUCUACAUCAACUUCUAGGGCCAAUAGCAUUUCUUUUGUAUUGUCACAGAAACCAAGCUCAAAAGUGAAUCCUCCAUUAUCUGCUGGUGCAUUCAGAAAUGAUACCAACUCACCAGUCUGUCCCCCAGAAGAUGAAGAAACACUAAAGGUCAUUGAACAGUUGGCUGUACAAGUGAUGCUGUCUGGUCCACAAGCUGAGCAAAGAGCACUGGAAGAGCAUGCUAAUGAUCCACUCUACUGGUUUCUUAAAAACAAAUCAAGUGAUACUUACAAAUAUUUUCAAAGGCAAGUAGAAAAACUUAUCAAACCAUCAGUUAAACAAGAACCAAGCAAUGAUGAUGAAUCAGGUAAUGGAAAUACCAAACAACCCAUGAAGAAAAAACGCAAGUCUAGAUGGAGUGAUGAAAAAGGUCUGGGCAUGUGCAGCCAAGCCUUGGCUCCUCCAGGUGUCAUUGUACCUUCUCUGGCCCCUACAAACAUUGGGGUACCCACUAUACCAGGGGUUGUUACAAAUAUCCAGCUUGGAGGUGUCACCACCAUACAGCCACACUUCCAGCUUCCUCCUGUUACACAGAUACCUGUUCCAGGACCUACAAAUAUGCAAGACUAUGCAAGGAAAGUGAUAGGGAGCGAUUCCAUUACAGAAGAACAACUAAAGCAAAUCAGAGAGCAACAAGAGAUGAAUUUCAUGUAUGAACUGGUAAUGGCCCAAAAGAAGAUGCAAGAGCAGGCUCUAAUGGCUGAAAUUGAAGGAGUAAAAGUGAAGAGAAAAUAUGAAUAUGAUUCAGAUGAAGAGACUGAAGGUGGUACAUGGGAGCAUAGACAAAGAGCAAAAGAAAUGGAUGCAACAAAAAAGUGGGCAGAAAAACUUACAUCUGGUGCUAGGGGAAAACAUUUCCUUGGAGAUUUUUUACCACCUGAAGAACUGGAAAAGUUUAUGGAAACUUUUAAAGCUUUAAAAGAUGGGAGAGAACCCGACUACUCUGAUUAUAAAGAGUUCAAGUUGACUUGUGAAAACAUGGGCUAUCAGAUGUUGGUCAAGCUAGGAUGGAAAGAGGGUACAGGCCUUGGAGCACAGGAACAAGGCAUCACCAAACCAGUUAACAAAGGAAACACAUCUGUUGAAGGAAGAGGUUUGGGUAUUGAAAGGCCAGCUGAGCUCACAAAAGAUGAUGAUGAAUUUGAUGCUUAUCGUAAAAGGAUGAUGCUUGCUUACAGAUUCAGACCAAAUCCAUUGAAUAAUCCAAGGCGCCCAUACUACUAGCUUAUGGUGACAAUCUAAACAAUUCAGAGCAAGCUCUGUUGUACUUCUAACUAAUAUUGCUUUAACAGAUGUUAAACUUAACAGAUUUUAAUUUAUUCAGGAUUUCUCAAGAGUUGAACCAUUGUUUUAAAAUUAUAAAUGGUACUGACAACAGUAAUGAACUGUUUAUUCAAAUUCCCUGAGAGUUUGAAAAUUAAACUUUUAGAGAAAGGUUUGACUGUCAAAUAUUUGUAUGCAGUAGCAUUAGAUGUAAAAUUUCUGUCAUUUUCACAUAGAUUCUGUAGUGUCUUCUUAUCAGGCAGUUGUUGCUGUAAAGGAUGUUUUUAUAUUAGUGGUUUGACUUUUCAACUGAAAUUAAAGUCUUUUUACACAA